AUGUCACUGGCAAGAUUACUCCUAUAUUCCUUGAAAAAUCGGUCUGAAGAGUCUCGGCAUAUAUUCAAACGAUUUGGUUCAUCUAAGAGAUUUUACUCUUCCAGCACAAGGUCAACGGGAAGCAAUACACCUCCCCUUCCAUUACCUGAACAGUCUACGUCCCCCAGCCCUUGGAGAUCUCUUAUUAUUCCUGGUUCCAUCAUAGCUGGAAUUGGUGGUUUGGUUUUUUUCAUUCACUAUAACGAUGAAAAGAGAGCGAUUCCAAAAGGCCAGGGUGUAAAGUUUGAAAGAAGUGCCAUUCAAGGGCCGAUAAUUGGUGGUCCUUUCAGCCUAAUUAAUACAGAAGGCCAGUUAGUCACUGAACACAAUCUUCUGGGGAACUGGGUUCUACUCUACUUCGGUUAUACUUCAUCUCCUGAUGUUGGGCCAGUAGAGGUUCUAAAGAUGGCCAAGACUGUUGAGAUAUUAGAGUCCAAACAGAAUCUCAAGAUUUUGCCCAUAUUUGUCACAAUUGAUCCUCAGAGGGAUACGCCUGCACAGCUUCGUGCUUACCUCAGAGAGUUCGACUCAAGGAUAGUGGGAUUAACCGGACCAGUUGCUGCUAUAAGACAGAUGGCACAAGAGUACCGUGUAUUCUUUAAAAAGGUUGACGAAGAAAGAGAUGAUUAUCUUGUCGAGUCUUCUCAAAACAUGUACUUGAUGAACCCAAACAUGGAAGUAGUGAGGUGCUUUGGACUUGAAUACAGUGCGGAAAAACUGACGGAAGCAAUACUCGAGGAGAUGAAGAAAUCUGGAACUUAA
Fraxinus pennsylvanica is the source of this 801-nucleotide messenger RNA. NCBI's taxonomy places the organism in Eukaryota, Viridiplantae, Streptophyta, Magnoliopsida, Lamiales, Oleaceae. The record is from the annotation of a GenBank genome assembly.